This is a messenger RNA of Orbicella faveolata, 1601 nucleotides long. Its product is annotated as DALR anticodon-binding domain-containing protein 3-like. The record is from RefSeq and is a predicted model, not a curated record. Gene Ontology annotation, molecular function: arginine-tRNA ligase activity; ATP binding; tRNA binding. NCBI's taxonomy places the organism in Eukaryota, Metazoa, Cnidaria, Anthozoa, Scleractinia, Merulinidae. Gene Ontology annotation, biological process: arginyl-tRNA aminoacylation; tRNA C3-cytosine methylation.
UUAAGCAGCCAGUUACUGAAGUCACAAAAUUGUCAGUAAAAUACUGUAAAAAAACCUAUUAAUAAGCCACCGCUAUUACAGUGUAGGUGGCCAUGGCCACCUUUUGGUCAUCCCGAUGAGGGGUUCUAUUCUCCUUACCCCUAUUGAGCAGCCAACCAUAAUUUAACUCACAUAUCGUAAAAUCCCAUGUUAAAGCCCCCCUUCCCCGAAUAAAAGCCCUUCUAUUUGUUAACAAAGGUAUUAUUCUGGAUAUAAGUUCUGCCGGGUAUAAGCCCAUCUAAUGUAUAAGUGCAUUCCCUUUGCAUUUCUUUACAAAGAUUAAAAUUUUUAAUUGAAAGUUAGAGGCAGAUAGGGUAAUAAUAGGGUAAUAAGGUAAUAGCUUUAAAUAUAAUGGUAUGUUAGCUUUAAUUCAUUUCUCUGAUACGUUUUAUCUCGUUUUCCAAGCCCCCCUGUUUAUAAGCCCACCCAAAACCCCUUAUGAAGUUAUAUAAGCCCAGGACUUUAAAUUGGGAUUUUAUGGUACAGUUGAAAGUUACAAUGGUUGCUUAUUUAUAUUUUUUGAUAGCGUACGUAAAAAACAGCUCAGAGAAUCUUACAUUCUGAAAUAUGGAGAUAAAGUAGAAGGUCGUGGCUGGGACAUAUCAAUCAGGGAAAUGGCAAUAGCUGUUAUCAAACUAGAAAUUCUCUCUGCAGCUCCUAACAGUGAAGUGAAAAUUGACUUGUGUGAAACUUCAAGAGAAUUCAGGCAGGCUGCCUUUGUCUUGUACAAUUGUGCAAGACUUUCUAAACUUUUUCAAAACUUUGAGGAAAAUGUCCACAAAGGUAUUUAUCCAGCCCUCCCACCUGUAAAUGAUGUGGAUUUUAAUCUCUUGCAUGAUCAAGCAGAAUGGGAGUUAACAUUAAACUAUAUUGUGGCUUUUCCAUCCAUUGUAAGGGAUGCUGUGCCAGCAACCAUAGCCAAGUCACAAAAUGUCACCAUCCACACAAAUAAGAUCUGUUGUUUCCUGUUCAACUUGAGUCACAAAUUUAGUGCAUAUUAUGGACGAGUGCACAUUCUUGGAGAGUCAAAGCAACAUCUUUUCCCCACAAUGUUUGCAAGACUUUAUCUAAUGAAAACUCUUCAACAGGUCAGCAGCUUUCAGUGCCAGGCUGUUAAAUUUGUUAUCCCUACUGAUUGCCUUAUUUAAUUUUGAUGUUAAUUUCCCAAAGCUACUCAGAUGACUUUUUUAGAUUGUAUUCGUGUUAUUUAGAUUAUUUGAUUUGUAGUUUAGACGGGUCAGGGAAGGGUUUUUUCGGGAUAUUUUUUAGGGGGUUGGGUGUGGGUGUAUUAACCAAGUAGGGGACUUGUGUCCUAUUGUUAAGCACCUGAACUUGUGUGAAUCCAUAAAUAAAUAAAUAAAUAAAUAUUUGCUUGACAAUGUGUCGAUUACUGUAAGGAGAAGUUAAAUGUUUAUUACAUGGCUACAAUUUCCUUGUGGUUGGAUGGAUCUGUAGUUGAGAAGUACAGAAACAUAGUUACAAGUUGUUAUACAAAGUCAGGAAUAGGCCAUUUUACAGUUGUGUGCUUAGUUACCUGGCCAUGGAUGCAAGCGAGGCUGGAG